CGUAUGCGCUGUCCAGGCUCUUGUCUGCAAGCUAGGGAAUAACCGGUAUGUAUAGUUAGCUAAUUGCGAACGUUUUAGUUUUAAAUAUUAGCCCUCAGGUCGAAAUGGAUGCUCUCCUCUCCCUGCUCUUCUCCUCAGAGGAAGAGGAGCUGUACAUGUUGGACCGCAUGGCUUACUUCAUGUUUUUAAUGGCAGCCUGCACUUUUAUUACUUUGCUGUUUGAAAAUGUUCCUUACGGGCGGUAUGCUACAAGCAAGUAUGGAUUUCCAGUUAACGCCAGGUUCGCCUGGUUCGUCCAGGAGCUGCCAGCCUUACUGCUCCCUAUGUGUCUGCUACUCUGGACAUCUUCUUCCAAGACGUCUUUACUACCUAAUCAGCUCCUCAUUGCCAUGUAUUUCCUUCACUAUGUCCAGAGAGCCUGCAUUUAUCCAUUUUUAAUCAGAGGAGGGAAACCGACACCGUUCGCUUCAUUCGCUCUGGCCUUUGUGUUCUGCUGCUAUAAUGGUUUCAUGCAGAUCAGGUACCUGAGCCAUUAUGCUGAGUACCCAGCAUACUGGGUUACACAUCCAUGCUUCCUCAUUGGCUCGGUACUGUGGUUCGUCGGCUGGUUUAUAAAUGUACAAUCUGACCACAUCCUUAGGAACCUGAGAAAGCCCGGAGAGACUGGUUACAAGGUUCCCAAAGGCGGCAUGUUCGAGUACGUGUCUGGGGCCAACUUCUUGGGCGAGAUAACAGAGUGGGCUGGCUUCACUCUGGCUGGUCACUCUGUUCACAGUGCAGCCUUCGCCAUCUUUACCGCAGUGGUCCUCGCUAGCAGAGCUGUGGCCCACCACAAAUGGUACCUUGCCAAGUUUGAGGACUACCCUAAAAGCAGGAAGGUGUUGAUUCCCUUUCUGUUCUAGAAAGCUGGACACCUCGAAAGGUAAUGUGUUCUCCUGCAACGGCGAAGAACAUUCCUGCGAUCAUUUGCCUAAUUUAGAAAUUCUCUAAUGUAGCAACAAACCUUGAACACAGCUUAUUUUUUUUCCACUGAAAACAAGCGCACUCUUGGUGUGAAGAAGCAAUUGUUAAAAGUCACCAUCUCAGAAAGGUUUUUAUCAUUUGUUACGUUGGUAAUAACAUCACAAAGCACCAAGGAACCUCAACAAGCAUGGACUGAAUGUGCUGGAGGUGUUGCGUUUGCAGGAGAGGCGGCAUUCAGCUCUCCUCCAGAGGAAAUAAAGUUUGUGAAUGGAGUAGCUCCAUGGUAAUAUACGGGAUUUAUGACAGUCUACAUCAGCAGUAAACAGCUUUAAGACUCUCCUCCUGCUCUGCAUAUUCUCCCAGUUGGAACAUAAAGUUGGAAAUGCAAAGCAGACAUUUAAAAUGGUCAUUUUAUCCUCAAGAUUCAGCUGUUGCAAAUCUUUUUAAUGUCGAUUCACAUCAAAUAGACGAGUUCUGAAUCACGUAGAACGUGUUUUCUACUGGAUUUUGCUCUGGGUGUCAUCUACUGACCUCGUCAUCUCAAAGUCCUGAAAGAGAAGCAACUUUGUGAAUGUAACUGCAUAUCUGGACUCAAAAAAAGACUGGUCUGCAAAAUUAGAGUAGGAAUGAAACAUUAUAUAUUAAACAAAAGUGGGAAUCUGAAUUAUGUCAGAGGAUGACUGGCGAUCCGUUUGUCUCUCAUAGCAUAAUUCCACCAGCUCUAGACGAUGGAGAGAAUAUGGCUGGAAAAAUGUGAUUAGGUUCUUUAUUACACCUUAUAUCAAAAGCAAGCAGCUGAAAACACCCCAACAAUGCUGGAGAUUAUGUGGAGACUGGGACGCCAAUCAUUCUCAUGUGUUUUGGAAGUGUAAAAAUAGCAAACCUUACUGGGAAAGCAUGUCAUGUGAGGCACGAGUAUUGUAUUUUGGAAUAUGGGAAAAUGUAAGAAAGGAGGACCAUUACUUGUUUAAAAUUAUGUUGUUGUCAAGCAAAAAGAUAAUAACAAAAAACUGGCUGAAAAGUGACCCUUUAAAAUUGGAAGAAUGGACUGAUGUAAUUGAGGAUAGAUAUAGAUAGAUCUCUAGAGAUAGAGAUGACCUACACUUUGAGACUGAAAUCUGAUAAACUGUGGACAAAAUGGAUAGCCUAUAAGACUCACUCAACCCCAUAAGGCAGGGACCUCUCCUCUGAGGGUUUUUUUUUUUUUCCUCUUCUUAAUUCAAACAGCUUUUGGUUCUUGGUCCUUUGAGGCAUAGGCGGACGGCCAGGCCCUGAGAGAAUGGGGUCCUGCUAAUACCCGCUCCGGGUUCAAAUAUGUUAUGAUUGUGGAUGGAACUGGACCUGUCGGGGAGAGGACCAGACUUUGGUCCCUGUCUGGCAGUC
Maylandia zebra (zebra mbuna) is the source of this 2346-nucleotide messenger RNA. It is a transcript of the gene srd5a1, whose product is annotated as steroid-5-alpha-reductase, alpha polypeptide 1 (3-oxo-5 alpha-steroid delta 4-dehydrogenase alpha 1). Gene Ontology annotation, cellular component: membrane. Gene Ontology annotation, molecular function: 3-oxo-5-alpha-steroid 4-dehydrogenase activity. Gene Ontology annotation, biological process: steroid biosynthetic process. NCBI's taxonomy places the organism in Eukaryota, Metazoa, Chordata, Actinopteri, Cichliformes, Cichlidae. The record is from RefSeq and is a predicted model, not a curated record.